AUGGCACCCUGCAAACCUCGUACCUUUACAGCCGGUCAGGAUCCACUAACAAAAUUUGAUGGAGCCAUCUCGGUGCGUAAUCUGCCUCGGCCUCCGGACCGCUUGUUCGAAUUCCAAGGUAUCAUGAGGCCAAGCCGCGGCAUCUAUGCCAAGCUGAUUGCCAACGGCCAAAAGCCUCCCACACACUUUCAUCCCUCCCAGUGGGAAUUCUUCCGUGUACUUCGCGGGAACCUCACUAUCGAAUUUAAUGGGCGUGCCAUUCACCGGACCCCCAGUGAUGGCGAACUCGCAGUACCUCCCUAUACCCAUCAUGUCAUUUAUGGAACCCCGGGAACGGAGAUAAACGAGGUAGAGUUCGUCGUGAGUGCCAGUGAUCCAGAUGCAGAGGAAGAUGGUGCGCCUUUGAUGGACCAGCCAUUCUUUGAGAAUUGGUAUGGGUAUCAGGAGGAUGUUUUUCAACGGGGGGAGAAAUUGGAUUUCGUGCAGGUUCUCUCGAUGUUUGAUGCCGGAGGCACGUAUCUUUCUCCGCUGUGGUGGGUACCUUUCCGCUCGUGGAUCGGGCUGUUUCUGGGGAUUGUGGUGGGUAGGUGGAUCGGUGGGCUGCUGGGAUAUGCGCCCUUUUAUCCAGAGUGGACAACAGAUUGGGAAGGGGCCUGCAAGACAAUGCAAAAAAGCUGGUUCCAUCGUCGAUUUGCGGAUCCACAGGCACAGAAACUAGCACGAGAAAGGUUUCGUGAGCAAUUAGAGCAGGAGGCAUCAGCCAAGGGGGAGAAGUCACACUAG
Messenger RNA from Penicillium coprophilum, 783 nucleotides. Its product is annotated as cupin domain-containing protein. The coding region runs from base 1 to 783 and encodes 260 amino acids. The transcript has 2 exons. The record is from RefSeq and is a predicted model, not a curated record. NCBI's taxonomy places the organism in Eukaryota, Fungi, Ascomycota, Eurotiomycetes, Eurotiales, Aspergillaceae.